AUGCCAUCGGUACACCCAUUUGAUGGAGUUAAGGACUACGAAGUCAGAUUGGCCUCUAAAUUAGUCAAGGAUGCUUACCCAGCCUCUGCAAACGUCCAUUUUGUCCGUAUUGACAGACAAGACCCACCAAAGAAGGACAUGAUUAGAUACUUGGCUGCUGAAAAAGAAGGUAAACCAUUACCCCCAAUCCCACGUGUGUUGCAUUGCUACUACUGGACAAACACCUUGGAAUUUAACAAGGCUUUGGUCAAUGUGACUGCCGGCCACAUCAUCACUAAACAACAACAACCUCAAGGUGUUUGUGGUCCAUUGUUACCAGAUGAUAUGUUGGAAUGGGAGGAACAUUGUAACAACCACCCUAGGGUUAAGGAAGAAAUUGCCAAAUUGAAAUUACCAAAGGGCUACACCGUACGUAAUGACCCAUGGAUCUACGCUACCGACGAUGCAAAUGAAAAAAGACCCUUGGUUCAAUUCUUUAUGUACGUUUUGGCCGGACAAGGCCACACAGAGUCUAACCACUACUCAUUGCCUUUGAAGUUCUCACCCGUGUUUGAGUGUUUUACCAAAAAAUUUAUCAGAAUGGAUUACUUGCCUGGAGGAUUCGAUGAAAAAGUUACUCCAACUGGUCCUUGGCAAGAAGUUCCCGCUGUAGAAUACCACACCGAUUUGCACGAGGAACACAGAAACCCAAGAGAUGUUAAACCACUUUUGGUCACGCAACCUGAAGGACCAUCCUUUACCGUUCAUGGAAGCAAAGUUUGCUGGCAAGGUUGGGAGUUUAGAGUAGCUCCCACAGCAAGAGAAGGUUUCGCCAUUUAUGACGUUUGGUUUAAAGGUAGACAGAUCUUUUACCGUAUUUCGCUUUCUGAAAUGACUGUCCCAUACGGUGAUCCAAGAGCUCCAUACCACAGAAAGCAAGCUUUUGAUUUGGGUGACUGUGGCUUUGGUACCUGCGGUAACAUGUUGGAACUUGGUUGUGAUUGUUUGGGUGUUAUUAGGUACAUGGAUGGAAUUGGUAUCAAUGCCAAAGGUGAACCAUUUAUUAUGCCAAACACAAUCUGUAUGCACGAGCAGGAUGAUGGUUUGUUGUACAAACACGUCAAUUACAGAACCUUCCAUGCAACGGUGGCAAGAAAGAGAAUCUUUAUUGUGCAAACUAUUGCCACUGUGGCCAACUACGAAUAUAUUAUCAAUGUCAAGUUUGCUGCUGAUGGAUCCAUUGAUAUUGAGACCAGAGCAACCGGUAUUUUAUCCACAAUGCCAAUUGAUGAGAAUGUCACUGUACCAUGGGGUACUGUUGUUGGCCCAAACGUUAUGGCUGCAUACCACCAACACAUUCUCUCAUUCAGACUCGACCCUGCAGUUGAUGGUCACAAAAACACCGUUAUCUACGAUGAUACUAAGAAGUUACCAAGGGACAAACUUAAUCCAUACGGUACCGGAUUUGUUACCGACAGAAAGUUUGUUGAAAAAGCAGGAUACAUUGACCAAUCACCAUUCACCAAUAGAACAUACAAGAUUAUUAAUGAAAAUGUCGUUAACCCUAUUGCAAAACAACCCGUUGGUUACAAAGUUGAACUCCCAGCAAGACAAAUGUUGCUUGCAGACACAGACUCGUUCAAUACCAAGAGAGCCAAGUUUGCAACCCAACAAAUGUGGGUCACAAAGUACAAGGAUGAUCAAUUGUUUGCUGCUGGUGAAUUCACCAAUCAAUCCCAAAUGGACACCGGUUUAGCCGUUUGGGCUAAUGGACAAGAUGAUGUAAGAGACGAAGACAUUGUUGUAUGGGCCACAUUGGGAUUCACACAUAUUCCAAGAAUUGAAGAUUUCCCAGUGAUGCCCGUUGAGACUCACAAUAUCCAUAUUUCACCAGUGAACUUCUUUGACAAAAACCCAGCAUUGGAUUUACCACAGGCAAAUAACCAAUUCAACAAGAGUACAUUGGUGCCUGCACAAGAAGAGAAGGCAUGCUGCAAAAACAAAAUUUAA
Lodderomyces elongisporus is the source of this 1989-nucleotide messenger RNA. RefSeq names its product Amo2p (gene AMO2). Gene Ontology annotation, biological process: amine metabolic process. The record is from RefSeq and is a predicted model, not a curated record. NCBI's taxonomy places the organism in Eukaryota, Fungi, Ascomycota, Pichiomycetes, Serinales, Debaryomycetaceae. The transcript has a single exon. Gene Ontology annotation, molecular function: copper ion binding; quinone binding; primary methylamine oxidase activity. The coding region runs from base 1 to 1989 and encodes 662 amino acids.